Leptosia nina is the source of this 234-nucleotide messenger RNA. Lineage: Eukaryota; Metazoa; Arthropoda; Insecta; Lepidoptera; Pieridae. The record is from the annotation of a GenBank genome assembly.
AUGGGCGUAACAACGGGAUUAGAGCAAGUUUGGAGGUGGGCCACGGGCAAGCCAUUAGCGCGCAUGACUUGCUACCGCACGCCACUGUUCUAUAGUGAUGGGAAACAAUGCGAUGAUCAUCGAUUUUUCACUCGAUUUACUAUCGACCACUCAGUGAAGUUUGAUGGCCACCCUGAAGUGUUCAGCGAAGCGGGACGAAUCGGCGCGGCCGCCUCCGACCAACGCUUCGGCUAA